This is a messenger RNA of Pteronotus mesoamericanus, 2132 nucleotides long. RefSeq names its product syntaxin 1A (gene STX1A). The record is from RefSeq and is a predicted model, not a curated record. The transcript has 10 exons. Gene Ontology annotation, cellular component: synaptic vesicle; SNARE complex; presynaptic active zone membrane. The coding region runs from base 82 to 948 and encodes 288 amino acids. NCBI's taxonomy places the organism in Eukaryota, Metazoa, Chordata, Mammalia, Chiroptera, Mormoopidae. Gene Ontology annotation, biological process: exocytosis; intracellular protein transport; synaptic vesicle fusion to presynaptic active zone membrane. Gene Ontology annotation, molecular function: SNAP receptor activity; SNARE binding.
AGCGCUGCGCAGCCGCGGGGAGGCCGCCGCGCAUGCGGGACUCACAAGGCUGCAGCCGGCGCCGCGGCCACUCCCGGGAGCAUGAAGGACCGAACCCAGGAGCUCCGCACGGCCAAGGACAGCGAUGAUGACGAUGAUGUCACUGUCACCGUGGACCGAGAUCGCUUCAUGGACGAGUUCUUUGAACAGGUGGAAGAGAUCCGAGGCUUCAUUGACAAGAUCUCAGAGAACGUGGAGGAGGUGAAGCGGAAGCACAGUGCCAUCCUGGCCUCCCCCAACCCUGAUGAGAAGACAAAGGAGGAGCUGGAGGAACUCAUGUCCGACAUAAAGAAGACAGCAAACAAAGUGCGCUCCAAGUUGAAGAGUAUUGAACAGAGCAUUGAGCAGGAGGAAGGCCUGAACCGCUCAUCCGCUGACCUGAGGAUCCGGAAGACACAGCACUCCACACUGUCACGGAAGUUUGUGGAGGUCAUGUCUGAAUACAAUGCUACACAGUCUGACUACAGGGAGCGCUGCAAGGGCCGAAUCCAGAGGCAGCUGGAGAUCACUGGCCGGACCACGACCAGUGAGGAGCUAGAGGACAUGCUGGAGAGUGGGAACCCAGCUAUCUUUGCCUCUGGGAUCAUCAUGGACUCAAGCAUUUCAAAGCAGGCCCUGAGUGAGAUUGAGACUCGGCACAGUGAGAUCAUUAAGCUGGAGAACAGCAUCCGCGAGCUGCAUGACAUGUUCAUGGACAUGGCCAUGCUUGUGGAGAGCCAGGGGGAGAUGAUUGACAGGAUUGAGUACAACGUGGAGCACUCAGUGGACUACGUGGAAAGAGCCGUAUCUGACACCAAGAAGGCUGUCAAGUACCAGAGCAAGGCGCGCCGGAAGAAGAUCAUGAUCAUCAUCUGCUGUGUGGUCCUGGGCAUUGUCAUUGCCUCCAUCUUUGGAGGUAUCUUUGGAUAGAAACUACCCCACCUGCCACUCCACUCUGGAUGGUCCACCCUAAGGAAGCCCGCUGGCUGCUGACGCCCUUCGGCUCGGAACCUCUCCUUCCCACCCCAUACUGCUCCUUUCUGUCACAGGGCCCUCCAUACCACCCUGCCCUGAGCCGUCGUGUGCAUGAUCUUUGUAACAGUGUGCAUCUGUACAGAGGCAGAGGGGAGCCAGGCUGGGAGACAGCCAGUGGGGUGGGGACUGGUCAGCAAGGGACAGACUCAGGCCCUGGCCCAGGCUGCCUCACCCUUCCCAGGCAGGGCUGCCCAAGGUAGCCAUGCUCCCCUCUCCUCUGCCUUUAGUAAUUCCACUCCUAAUCUGGGGUCUGCCCUCUCUGGGCAUCAAGACUCUGGAUCCCAGCCUUGCCUCCUAUUGACCCACCCAUCUGCCCUGUCUUCUCCAGCUGUCCUCCUAAGCCCAACCCACUGAGGGGUGGGGACCAGCUGGCCACAUGGUGCUGCUUUUCAGGUUAAGGGAGGGAUGGCCCUGAGAGACAGCCCAGCUCUAAGCCUCUUAACAGCAAGUCACUGCCAGGGAGGCUCAGGGUGCUGUGGCCAGGUGGCUUCUGGCCAUGUCAAGACUGGGCUCCCUCCCCUACCUAGGGGCAGAGUCCAACAGGUCUUUCACUGCCUCAACCUCCCUUCCCACAUUCCUGGUCUCCAGCCACCCUUGGAGCUAGGGAGGCAGAGCAGGCCCCAGUCAGGCCAAGCCCAAAGCCUGGGCCAGCCGUUCUCCCCAGCAGGCCUUAGUUAGGUCCUCAAGCCAUUGUGUUGCAUGUUUGGGACGGUGGUCUCUGCUCUCUUGUGCUCUGGGAAGUCAGAUGUCACUUUAGGCCUGCAAUCCCACCCUCCCCUUGCUUAUCCCCCAUUGAUGUGCCACAUUGAGUGUCAGGUGUCUUGGAUGCAGUAUUCAGCAGCUAGCCAGGGAGGGGUACCUCCCUCCCCACCAUCUUGGGGCUUUUCACGUCAGAAAUGUGCCCCCACUUCAAGACCCUUCUCUUCCUCGUUGAGGCAAGGAGUGUGCAUGCAAGUGCAUGCGGUAGGGAGUGGGGCCCAUGUCCGAGCCUCACCUUCCCUCAGCUUUGCUCCUGCCCAGUGACUGUGACCACUGUCCGUGUUGCCUUCUUUAAUGACUUCCCUGCCCCCCUUUACCCC